AUGUCGACGCAUGAAACCUACGCCAUCUUAGGCUCGACAGGGAAUUGUGGCACUGCCCUCAUCGAGAACCUUUUGAAAAGACCAAAAUCUCGAAUCCAUGCAUAUUGUCGCAACCGCAACAAACUCUUGCGCCUUUUACCUGAAACAAUUGGGAACGGGCGGGUAGAGAUUUUUGAAGGCAGCAUUCAGGAUCACGAACUGUUAGCAUCAUGCAUCCGCGACGUCCGGGCGGUCUUCCUAGUUAUCUCCACUAACGAUAACAUUCCCAAUUGCCGCCUUGCCCGUGAUGCCGCCGAUGCCGUGAUACAGGUCCUGUCGGGUAUGCAGGACGCCGCCAUUAUCAAGCGCAUGCCCAAGAUCAUUCUUCUGUCGUCGGCUACCAUUGAUGAAAACUUUUCUCGGAAUUUAAACUCCUUACUGCAAUUUCUCCUACUCCGCUCGGCUUCUCACGUCUACCAAGACUUGAUAGAAGCUGAGACGCUACUUCGUGCCCAGAAGGACUGGCUCACUUCUGUCUUCAUCAAACCCGGGGCUUUAUCGAUUGAUGUGCAGCGUGGCCAUGCCCUUAGUUUGGUAGAUGAGGAAAGUCCUGUGUCUUAUCUCGACUUGGCUGCCGCUAUGAUCGAGGCGGCGGAUGAAGACCAGGGCUGCUAUGAUAUGAAAAAUGUGAGCGUGAUCAAUACGAAUGGGAAAGCAAAGUUUCCACUUGGAACUCCUGUCUGUCUUGCUGUUGGGCUUUUGAGACAUUAUUUUCCUUUUUUGCAUCCUUAUUUACCGAUGAACAUGGGCCCCCACUGGCCUUCAUGA
Messenger RNA from Penicillium antarcticum, 807 nucleotides. RefSeq names its product oxidoreductase tpcG (gene tpcG). Lineage: Eukaryota; Fungi; Ascomycota; Eurotiomycetes; Eurotiales; Aspergillaceae. The record is from RefSeq and is a predicted model, not a curated record. The transcript has a single exon. The coding region runs from base 1 to 807 and encodes 268 amino acids.